Rotaria sp. Silwood2 is the source of this 2692-nucleotide messenger RNA. The record is from the annotation of a GenBank genome assembly. Lineage: Eukaryota; Metazoa; Rotifera; Eurotatoria; Philodinida; Philodinidae.
AAAAUUCUAUUGAAAAUGCCUCAAAUCUUACAUGUUUUACCAGCUGAAUUGAAGAAGAGAAUUCGACCUCAACUUCCGUCUGUUAAUCUGAUACAGUAGUCAUUUUCUAUCAAAAUAAAGACAACCCGACCCAAAAUGACGCUGUUUUGGCUUAGUUAUGCCUCUUUUCGCAGGAGCUUCGAAAUUGCAGAUUGAAACAUCGAAGUUUUCGAAAAUCUGAAAAAGAAAAUGAUCAGUAUUUGUCGCGAAUAUGAUCACGAAAUUUUCUAAUUAUGAGCCAUAGAUAGAGCUUCUCAAGGGCUACAAAAUGCUUAUUUUCUUUGAUUUCAAUCGUAACUAGCCAACGAACACACGAGCAAAAACGGUUUUUCAUCAUUGAAAGUUGGCCUUUUCGUAUGUCUUCAGUACUAUUUAAAGCGUUUCUCCCUUAACUGUCUUCAAAAGAGUUCUCGACAUGCGUUUUGCCAAGAAUAGAGUGGCGCAUCUUUUAGAAAAAAAUUUAAUCUUGUACAAUGAAAAUUGAACGAGAUAUUAGCGAAAUACUGAGACUUUCAUUUAUUCUGGGCCACCCGUUAGAAAACAUUAAAAAAAAUCUUCCGAGUAGCACUCUUUUUCUAUUGAACAAAAUCAAUUUCUUCUAAGUAUGCGCGUGUCAAAAACUAGAUCCUACUUGAAACCUUCUCUGAAUGAAAUUUUUCAUAAAACCGUAAGUCAACGAACAAGAGUGAUCUCGACUACAGGUAGUUCUUUGUCUGUAUAUGCUAUGAUUAAUUUACACAGGAAGCUCGUAAGUAAUUUAAUAGACGCAAUCUCAACAAUCGUACGAAGAUUUCAAAUCGAAACCGUGCUCUAAGAAUGCUUUGACUCUUACUUAGAUUGAUUUGCAAACGGUCAAUGCUUCAAAUCGAAAACGCACGAGGGACUGCAUUUUUUGUUUCAAACCCAUUGACGAAGCUAAUUAUAUAGCUCAUGUACAAGCAUGCCUUCCUCAAUCACCAGAUGAUACCACUUCUAGUACUGCGAAUACAUACACCAAAGAUUCAUGUUUGAAUUGGUAAGUCAUUUCUAUGAUAUUUUGUUCUCUUGACAAAAUUUUCUAUUCAAUGAAUUACUCUCAUUUAGUAUAGUGCACAAAUAGAAAUUAAAAUAAAAGUUUUGUUUUUCUUUAUAUGAUCUUUAGCAUGAAAUUUGAUUAGAUUUAAUAUUUUCUAUAAAUAACAAACUCUAAUGAUAUCAUUUUUCUUUUCAAUUUAGUUCAUCAACUGUUAGUCAAACUAAUGGUACAGCUAUUCUAAUUCCAUGUCAAUCGCAUCACGUCUACUGUUUGCGUUGUCUUCGAAAUUCGCUAGAUGGAUUUCUUGAAUCGGGAUCUAUUCCGGUAUGUCAUUCAAUGUUCUGUGACUAUCAGCUGUCUCGUUAUGAUCUAUCAUUAAUUCCUCUCGACGAGCAUACAUUUCGACGUCUCUUGGCUCUUGUUCAAACUCAACAACGUCCACAAUGUCCAAGAUGUCAUUUCUACAUUGAUCUUGACAUCAUAGCUGAUUUUAAUCAACACGUGAACAUGUGCGAUCUAGAAAAUGCAGUGUCUUGUGAUUAUUGUCGUUGUCCACAGUCGAUGAGUCAAUUGGAUGAACAUGUACGACAGUGGCGUAAUGAUCCGAUGUAUCGACAAGAAAAGUUGGUCGAUUUUAUUCUUCCUCGAACCAAAUAUCCAUUUAGUUCUCAACAGAUUGAUUUUUUUAUUGAAAUGGAAAAGAAAAAUCAUCGACGUAUUGAUGCACUCUCGAUUGUCGAAGCACUUGCCGAAUUUGAAUCUGUGUUUCCAUAUGAACUUCCCAGUCGUGAAUGUGACACAUGUAUAGAAUUAUGUCUGUACGAUGAUAUAUAUGUUUUUGGUUGUCCUGAUAGUCAUAAACUUUGCUACAAAUGUUAUGAAAUAUUAUGUAGAACAAAGAUGAAGAAUAACGAGAUUCUAACGUGUGGAAUUUGUUCGUAUCAGCUUCCAUACAUUGAACUGAAGCAAUUGCGAGUUUCACCAGCAGAACGAGAUCAAUUUGUUCAAUAUCAAGUGCAGAAGACAUUCGAACGUUACACGGGUAGUGAUAGAGGCGUUAUUAAAUGUCCGAAUCAAAAUUGCAAAUGGGCAUUUGAACCUGAAAAUCCGAUGGAACGUUUUCGUGUCGAGUGUCAACUAUGUACUAACGAAUUUUGUUCAUUGUGCAAUCAACAGUAUCAUUACCGAACACGCUGUCAACAGUUACUAGAGAUAACACGACAAUGGUUCUUUUGGUGUAAUACAGAGCGUGGUCGUUAUCUACAGACAAAGGCAAAAGCAAAUGCUGCCUAUGCAGCUAGAUUGAAGGAAUAUGAGCGACAACAGAAGGCACAUGGGGCACAAAAUGCAGCGUUGCGUCGCCGAUAUCAGGCAUUAGUAGCUGAUGAAAAGUAUAAAGAAAAGAAUUGUCGCCUUUGUCCACAUUGUGGUCGAGUUGUACAACAUAUGGGAGGUUGCUCAUCAAUGGUAUGUGGAAGAGAUUAUCACGGUGGGAAUGAUCAAUCGGGUUGUGGACAAAGUUUUUCCUGGGAUCAGGCGAAACCAUAUGUAGCAGCACCAGACCGAAAACCGGAAGAAGUUAUGCGGGAUUUACUAAAUCCUGAAAAUAAGCUUGUCGUACACGAAAAUAUUAAGUGA